This is a messenger RNA of Anolis carolinensis (green anole), 2666 nucleotides long. Its product is annotated as mesoderm posterior protein 2-like. The record is from RefSeq and is a predicted model, not a curated record. Gene Ontology annotation, biological process: regulation of transcription by RNA polymerase II; mesoderm formation. The transcript has 2 exons. Bases 645 to 1268 code for a protein of 207 amino acids. Gene Ontology annotation, cellular component: nucleus. Gene Ontology annotation, molecular function: DNA-binding transcription factor activity, RNA polymerase II-specific; RNA polymerase II cis-regulatory region sequence-specific DNA binding; protein dimerization activity. Lineage: Eukaryota; Metazoa; Chordata; Lepidosauria; Squamata; Anolidae.
AGAGUCUCACUUAUCCAAACUAAACGGGCCGGCAGAAGCUUGGAUAAGCGAAUAUGUUGGAUAAUAAGGAGGGAUUAAGGAAAAGCCUAUUAAACAUCAAAUUAGGUUAUAAUUUUACAAAUUAAGCGCCAAACCAUCAUGUUAUACAACAAAUUUGAUAGAAAAAGUAGUUCAAUGCGCAGUAAGGUUAUGUUGUAAUUACUGUAUUUACGAAUUUAGCACCAAAAUAUCAUGAUAUAUUGAAAACAUUGACUACAAAAAUGGCUUGGAUAAUCCAGAAGCUUGGAUAAGCGAGGCUUGGAUAAGUGAGACUCUACUGUAUUACCUUUCAGAGAAGGGGGUCUAGCUCAGCAGCUAUUGCAGCUGGAGACCCCACAUUUUGGGAGACUUAGUUUAACACCGGACUGGCGCUAAAGGUAAAAUUUGAACAGCAUUGGAGAACAUGAUGGCGGGAAGGUUUGGAGCACUUGGCAUGGAAAGACCCCUUUCUCUCUCUCCUCCUCCUCCUCCUCCUCCUCCUAAAUUUGGCACCUUUUCCUGGAGGUGCCGCGUUUGGCACCUUUCCCGGGGCAUAAAGGCCGUGCCAGGAGGGUCCCUUCUCCAUCCCUCCUCGCUUCUUUCUUUCCUCGCGUCCUUCUCUGACCAUGGAGAGCAGCAGGAGCAGCAGCGCCUUCUUCCUGGGCGCCUUCCUGGCCCCGUCAGAGCCCUUUCCCGCCUCCGCCGCUCCGCCUUCCUCUUGCUGCUGGAGCCCCACGGCGCCGUCCUGGACCCCCUGCUCUUCCUCUUCCCCAUCUUCUUCCCCAUCUUCUUCUUCUUCUUCUUCUUCUUCUUCUUCUUCCUCGUCUCCUUCUCCCGCGCCGUCGGGUCCGCGCCGGAGCGCCAGCCAGCGGGAGAAGCUGCGGAUGCGCCGCCUGGCGCGGGCCCUGCGCGACCUCCGCCGCUUCCUGCCGCCCUCGCUGGCGCCCCCCGCCCGGCCCCUCACCAAGCUGCAGACCCUCCGCCUCGCCGCCCGGUACAUCGCCCACCUCGGAGACCUCCUCCGCCUGGACCACGGCGCCCUCGAAGGAAGAGGAGCAGGAGCAGGAGGAGGAGGCCUCGCCUGCGGGUGGGAAGCCGGAAGCCCCCCCGAGACACAGUGGACCUGGCAGACCCCCGCCCCCGCCCCCGAGGAAGAGGCCCCGCAGAGCCUGCUUCCACCGGAGUUGAUGGCCUUCCUGGAAGAGCUGGAGCCCUGGCCGGCCGUCACUGACCACUGCCCUUUGGCCUGACCACGCCUGGAGGAAAAGACCCCUCCGUGGCUGACCCCAAAGGGGUCCUUCGGGGGUCUUUGCACCCCUUUGACUCUCCAGAGCCAAGUCGUUCUGAGUGCUUUGAACGAACUUUUCCCCAUAUAAAUGCAUUCAAUCUCAACAAUUCUAUUUAUCCAAAAUCUGUCGUCAUUUGAGCGGUGUCAUUUCUGUCGGUUGUACAGAUACAUACAGCCUUUUGUAGGCCUGAACUGACCAAGAAUAUUGUUGUUGUUGUUAUUGUUGUUGUGUUUAUUUAUACAUGCUAUUUGUAGGCCUGAAUUGACCAAGGAUAAUGUUGUUGUUGUUGUGUUUAUUUAUAUAUGCUAUUUGUAGGCCUGAAUUGACUAAGGACACAUUAUUAUUAUUAUUAUUAUUAUUAUUAUUAUUAUUAUUAUUAUUAUUAUUAUUAUUAUUAUUAUUUUAUUAUGCCACAGCAAACGAGAUCUAUAUGGUGGAUUUCGUAUCACAAAAUCACAAGUCGAACACUUCCCAAGCGUCUAGGACUGUGUGAUGUAUUUUCAGAUGAUGCGUGCAAAUCCCAAUAAGGUUGUCAUUAUUAUUAUUAUUAUUAUUAUUAUUAUUAUUAUUAUUAUUAUUAUUAUUUAUACCCCACUUUUUCUCGCCCCAAGGAGACUCAAAGCAGCUUAGCAUUUCAGUAUUAUUUAAAAUUCACCCAUACGUUAACGUUAAAACAGAAUUAAAUAUCAUGGAUAUUAAAAAAUUCAGUUAAAAUCGAACUAAAAAACAACAGCGUUUGUGUAUUUAUGUGUUUGUGCGUUUGUGUGUUUAUUUGUGUGUGUGUGUGUGUGUGUGUGUGUGUGUGGUGGGUUGGAAAUGGUUGGAAGUACAGUAGAGUCUCACUUAUCCAACAUAAAUGGGGCGGCAGAACGUUGGAUAAGCGAAUAUGUUGGAUAAUAAGGAGGGAUUAAGAAAAAGCCUAUUAAACAUCAAAUUAGGUUAUGAUUUUACAAAUUAAGCACCAAAACAUCAUGUUAUACAACAAAUUUGACAGAAAAAGUAGUUCAAUAUGUAGUAAUGCUAUGUAGUAAUUACUGUAUUUACGAAUUUAGCACCAAAAUAUCACAAUAUAUUGAAAACAUUGUCUACAAAAAUGCGUUGGAUAAUCCAGAACGUUGGAUAAGUGAGACUCUACUGUAUCGGUAAUAUAUGAAAUAAAAGCAGAAAAUAUGAUGCAAUUUGGUGCUUUUGGUAAUGGUGUUUCUCUGCAAACCACCCAAAAAAAAAAAACAACAACGGGGGGGCUAGUUGCUCGCAUUUCUUUCCUUUUGUGAUCUCUGCAAUGUAUGUAUCGUCCAGCACUAAAACCACCACCCCAUCCUGGGGAAAUGUAUGCAGAUACUACACUUAGGCAGAAAA